AUGGCUUAUCACCAAAACCAACAACAUGACCCGUACGCAAAUGCGUAUCCCGACUACCCCCCUUCCCAGCCUCAAGCGCCUCAGCACCAAUACUCAUACGACAGCCACGCUCAGAACUGGGAGACCAAGUCCUACCACAGCGACUACACCGGCUCUCAAACCCACCUCAACCCCUACGGCAACGAGAUGAUGCAGGAGGCCGUUCCUCCCAUGCCCAACAUGCACUACCAAGGCCCCGGCGGGAACUACCCUCCGCAGCAACGCCCGGGCUACGCCCACUCCCAACACAGCGCGGCCGGGUACUCGGUCGCGCGCGAGAAGCUCAUGAAGCGUCGCUCCGUCCGCCAGAUCGAGCUCCAGGAUGGCAAUCUCGUCCUCGACAUGCCCGUGCCGUCGCACAUUGCUCCGAAGGGCAUGGACGCGCCGGAAGAAAUGACGAAGCUCCGCUACACUGCUGCCACCUGCGAUCCCGACGACUUCAUGCGUCAGAAGUACUGCCUCCGGCCCUACCUCCUCGGUCGCCGCACGGAGCUAUUCAUCGUGAUGACCAUGUACAACGAAGACGAGGUCCUCUUCUGCCGCACUAUGAACGCCGUCCUCAAGAACAUUGCGCACUUAUGCGGCAGGACCAAAUCCAAGACCUGGGGCCCGGAUGGCUGGAAGAAGGUCGUUGUCUGUGUCGUGUCCGACGGUCGUAGCAAGAUCAACAAGCGUACACUUCAAGUCCUCACGCUGAUGGGCUGCUACCAAGAAGGUGUUGCCAAAGACUCGAUCAUGGGCAAGGAUGUUACGGCACACAUAUUUGAGUAUACCUCCAGCGUCGUCGUGACUGACCGCGGUGAGGUCUCCCAGGGCGCCUGCCCCGUGCAGAUCGUCUUCUGUCUGAAGGAACAGAACAAGAAAAAACUCAACAGCCACCGUUGGUUUUUCAACGCCUUCGGACCUCUCAUCCAGCCGAACGUCUGCGUUCUCUUGGACGUCGGCACCAAGCCCACUGGCACUUCCAUCUAUGAACUGUGGAAGUGCUUCGACAAGCACUCUGGCGUUGGUGGCGCUUGUGGAGAGAUCUGUGUUGACACGGGCAAGUACUGCUCGCUGUUGCUGAAGAGUCCCCUCGCCGCUUCCCAGAACUUCGAGUACAAGAUGUCCAACAUUCUCGACAAGCCCCUGGAGAGUGUCUUUGGUUACAUCUCUGUACUUCCUGGUGCCUUCAGUGCGUACCGCUACAAAGCGCUCCAGAACGGCCCGGAUGGGACAGGUCCCCUUGCUUCGUACUUCAAGGGCGAGGCCAUGCACGGCGGCGGCAGCAGUGCGGGUCUCUUUGAGCGUAACAUGUACCUUGCGGAGGACCGUAUCCUGUGCUUUGAGAUUGUCACCAAGAAGCGCGAGGCCUGGACGCUCAAGUACGUCAAGAGCGCCAAGGCUGCGACUGAUGUGCCCACUACCGUCCCCGAAUUCAUCUCGCAGCGUCGUCGGUGGUUGAACGGAUCUCUCUUUGCGUCCGUUCACGCUACUGUGUUCUGGUUCCGUAUCUGGACUUCUGGUCAGGGCUUCUUCAGGAAGAUCAUUCUCCAGAUCGAGUUCGUGUACAACGCGGUUCAACUGCUUUUCACCUGGACCUCCUUGGCAAACUUCUACCUGGCUUUCUUCUUCCUCGUUUCCUCGGCGACUUCUGGCGGGACCGACGCCUUCAACUUCCUCGCAGAUGGUAUCGGCAAUGACAUCUUCGAGGUCUUCUUGAAGCUCUACCUCGGCCUCCUCUUCAUCGUCUUGGUCUGUUCGCUCGGUAACAGGCCGCAGGGUUCAAAGUGGACGUACUCGAUCUGUAUCCUGCUCUUCGGUUUUUGCAACAUCAUCACCCUAUGGUGUGCUGCGUAUACAGUGUACCUCGCCGUCCCACACUCUCUUGACGGCUGGAAGGACUUCCCCCACUUGGUCCAGACCAACGCGACGUUCCGUGACAUCGUCAUCUCCCUCGCUGCCACCUACGGUCUCUACUUCAUCGGCUCAUUCAUCCACUUCGAGCCCUGGCACAUGUUCACGUCGUUCCUUCAAUACAUGUUCUGGCUUCCCAGCUACGUCAACAUUCUCAUGAUGUAUGCCAUGUGCAACCUGCACGAUGUCACCUGGGGUACGAAGGGCGACAACGGCUCGGCGAAGGACCUUGGUGGAGCUAAGAAGGUCAAAGGCGAGGGUGGCAAGGACAUGCUUGAAGUUGAGCUCCCCACCGCACGUGAGGAUGUGGACCAGGUCUGGGCUGCAUCCCGUACUGCGCUCUCGUUCAAGCCCGCGGAGGAGAAGGAGCACCGUGACGCGGCGACGAAGCAGGCCGACCACGACCGCAACUCGCGUACAAACGUCGUUCUCGCGUGGGUCGGCACGAACAUUCUCAUGAUCCUUGUCUUCACGUCAACCGUGUUCACGAACUGGGUCAAGGAGCACGUCCAAUUCACGUCGGACGCGACGUUCAACCCCUACCUCACGUUCCUCUUCUACGCCCUAGCUGGAUUGUCUGCCAUCCGCUUCACGGGGUCCGUGCUGUACCUUCUCCUUCGUCUCAUCGGUUUCUAG
Epithele typhae is the source of this 2571-nucleotide messenger RNA. RefSeq names its product chitin synthase. The transcript has 14 exons. NCBI's taxonomy places the organism in Eukaryota, Fungi, Basidiomycota, Agaricomycetes, Polyporales, Epitheliaceae. Gene Ontology annotation, molecular function: chitin synthase activity. Gene Ontology annotation, cellular component: cell septum; cell periphery. The record is from RefSeq and is a predicted model, not a curated record. The coding region runs from base 1 to 2571 and encodes 856 amino acids.